AGCCACAAUGGAUACUGCUAGCCAUAGCCUUGUUCUUCUGCAGCAGCUGAACAUGCAGCGAGAAUUUGGUUUUCUGUGUGAUUGCACAGUAGCUAUUGGAGAUGUUUACUUCAAAGCCCACAGAGCGGUGCUUGCUGCUUUUUCUAACUAUUUCAAGAUGAUAUUUAUUCACCAAACAAGUGAAUGCAUAAAAAUACAACCAACUGACAUCCAGCCUGAUAUAUUCAGCUACUUGUUGCAUAUUAUGUACACAGGAAAAGGGCCAAAACAGAUUGUGGAUCAUAGUCGUUUGGAGGAAGGGAUCCGGUUUCUUCACGCUGACUACCUUUCUCACAUUGCAACUGCAGUGAAUCAAGUGUUCUCACCAGAGACUGUGCAGACCUCAAAUCUUUAUGGUAUUCAGAUUUCAACAACUCAGAAAACAGCCGUCAAACAAGGACUGGAGAUCAAAGAGAAGCCUCCCAGUAGCAGUGGGAACAGAGCUGCUGUCCAGGGGGACCACCCCCAGUUGCAGCUCUCGCUUGCAAUUGGGCUAGACGAUGGCAGUGCAGAGCAGCAGAGGGCCCAUCCUGCUGCCCAGGCCUUGGAGGAGCACCAGAAGCCCCCAGUGUCCAUCAAACAGGAGAGAUGUGAUCCAGAGUCUGUGAGCUCCCAAGGCCACUCCCCCACCUCAUCCGAGGUGACUGGCCCCUCUUUUACAGAAAACAGCCUCAAAGUUCAUUUCUGCCACUACUGUGGGGAGCGCUUUGAAUCCCGGAGUAACCUGAGACAGCACCUCCAUACCCAUGUAUCUGGGUCUCUCCCGUUUGCUGUCCCUGCCUCCAUUUUGGAAAGUAAUGACCUUGGUGAAGUGCAUCCACUUAGUGACAGCAGCGAGGCUCUUGAGUGCAGGAGGCUCAGCUCCUUCAUUGUCAAGGAGAAUGAGCAACAGCAGCCUCCGCCUGAGCACUCUAGCCGGGGGACCUCAGAGCCUUUGCAGAUCAGUCAGGUAUCCUUGAUCUCCAAAGACUCAGAGCCAGUAGAGUUGAACUGUAAUUUUUCUUUUUCAAGGAAAAGAAAGAUCAGUUGUACCGUCUGUGGUCAUAAAUUUCUUCGAAAGAGCCAGUUACUGGAACACAUGUACACACAUAAAGGUAAAGCGUACAGAUAUAACCGAUGCCAAAGGUUUGGAAACUCAUUGGCCCAGAGGUUUCAGCAGUAUUAUGACAGCUUGCCCGAGGUCCCCUUAAAAGGUUCUCGCUUGUCCCAGGAACGUUUAGACUUGCCUUGUGCCUUAGAGUCAGAGCUCACCCAAGGAGGUGUGGACACCAUCCUUGUCGAGUAGCACCUUCUCCCUGAGGAGUCUCACCGUCAUGGGUCACAUGCCACUCUUAAGUCCCAAAGUACUCACCUCCUCAUGGUUUUUUUUUUUUUAACUUAAAAUAAUCUGUCCCUGGUUUUGAGGUUGUACAUACCAGUUCUUAAUAUAAGACGUGACUGUUAAAUGUAAUGUUCAAAUUAUCCUAUGAGCUUUGUUAUAAAUUAAAUCAUCAUUUGAAAAUCAGAAGCUACUACAGAAGCUAUAACAUCUCUUGUUUUUCCAGGCUGCAGAAUCAGUAAAAUGAAUAUGAAGCAGAUGAGCUCUGUUUCAAAGAAUGUUUUAGAGACUGGAAAUGAAGCCCAUCUGUAGAGUGCUUGCCUAGCAUGUGUGAGGCCCUAGGUUCAGUCUCCAGCACACACACACGCUCACACACAUUUCUAAGCUGUCACUCUUGUCUUAAGAAUUACUUUCUUAUGAAAGUGAUUUUAAGUAUUUUCUGCCACAUGGG
Molecule: messenger RNA, 1808 nt
Organism: Psammomys obesus (fat sand rat)
Lineage: Eukaryota; Metazoa; Chordata; Mammalia; Rodentia; Muridae
Gene: Zbtb25
Product: zinc finger and BTB domain containing 25
Biological process (GO): regulation of transcription by RNA polymerase II
Cellular component (GO): nucleus
Molecular function (GO): DNA-binding transcription factor activity, RNA polymerase II-specific; protein binding; RNA polymerase II cis-regulatory region sequence-specific DNA binding
Source: RefSeq, a predicted model, not a curated record